UUUCUAAAAGAGCUGAUUCGCCAUGACGGACGCGGUGACUUCAAGGACUCUUUGACAUGUCAUUGGUGCUCCGGCGCCAACCCGGCUUUUCGAUGCGAAGACUGUUUGAUGGGUGCGAUGGGGUGCCGAGAGUGUAUGGUCAAGAACCACACUACUAGUCCUUUCCAUCGUAUCAAGUAUUGGAACGGCAAGUACUUUGAAAGAAGCUCUCUAAAUCGUCUUGGGUUACGCAUUCAGCUUGGCCAUAGUCCUGGCCGGACUUGUGUCAACCCUGUCUGCUCCUUCGACGACGACUUCGUAGUGAUGGACAGUCACGGGAUACACGAAGUGGGGCUUGAUUAUUGCGGCUGUGAAACGGCAGCUUCGAAGUAUCGGCAGCUUCUCCGUGCCAGGCUAUUUCCAGCGACUGUUACGGAGCCGAAGACCGCAGCAACAUUCAGGCUUCUUGAAGAGUUCCAGCUCCUUUCUCUCGAGUCUAAAGCUUCUGCCUAUGAGGCUUAUCACGCACUUGCGAGGAGGUCCGAUAACGCGGGGCUAGUAUCAAUCAAGGUGAGCAAUGGAUAUCUGGCUAAUUCGUUUAAUCGAUCCUCUUUGCUAACUUUUUCUUUAUAG
Messenger RNA from Coniophora puteana RWD-64-598 SS2, 612 nucleotides. RefSeq lists its product as uncharacterized. NCBI's taxonomy places the organism in Eukaryota, Fungi, Basidiomycota, Agaricomycetes, Boletales, Coniophoraceae. The annotation marks the transcript as partial. The transcript has 2 exons. The record is from RefSeq and is a predicted model, not a curated record.